Messenger RNA from Microdochium trichocladiopsis, 768 nucleotides. RefSeq lists its product as uncharacterized. Lineage: Eukaryota; Fungi; Ascomycota; Sordariomycetes; Xylariales; Microdochiaceae. The record is from RefSeq and is a predicted model, not a curated record. The transcript has a single exon. Bases 1 to 768 code for a protein of 255 amino acids.
AUGUCUUCUACCAAGCUCGCUCUCGGCGCUCUCCUGGCCGCCAUGGCCACCGGCGCAUCUGCUGGCAGCCUCAAGAUCCACAGCUACUGCAGCAGCAAGGUCACUGUUGUCCUCUCGCACAACGGCGGCUGCGACUACGGCACCGACAGCAGAUGCAUCCGCGACGGCAGCAAGCCGUGGACCAUUUCGAGUGGCGCCACCACCGCCUUCAACUGGAUCACCAGCGGCAACGGCGUCAGCGUCAAGAUUUCCAAGGAGGGCGUGAACGGCAUCCUCCAGUACGAGUACGCCAUGGCAACUGGCCAGUACGGCGGCCUGUACUGGGAUCUCAGCGACCUCGACGGCAAGGGCAACGGCCUCGUCGGCACUCCCUUCUUCAACGACAACGUCAAGGUAUCGCCGACCGGCAACGGCGAGGGCCAGGGCACCUGCGUCAAGAUCCGGUGCCAGGCCGGCAAGGUCUGCCUCGACAGCUACCAGCACCCGGACGACCCCAACACCAAGUGGUGCCCUGCCGACACCGGCGACAUGUGGCUCGACCUGUGCCAGCCCGAGAGCUCGUUCUGGAGCCGUGCCGUCGCCGAGGAGGACAUCACCUAUGUCACCCCCACGCCUCCCCAGGAGCCCGAGGGAACUGCUCCCGGCCCGGCCAUCCCCACCAUCGUCCGCGACUACUUCAUCCAGCAGGCUGCCAUCGAGGCUAGUGCUGUCGAGCCCGAGGUCGAGGAGCCUACCGUCACCAAGGUCGGCCGCGCCUACUACGCUUAA